UCACUGGAUUAUUUAUUUAUUUAUUGUUAGUUUUUGAAUGUCUUGUUUCUUUUCUAUUUAUUUCAUUUCAUGCACAUUUACUAAUUGUGACAUAUUGCCAGGUACAUCUGAGAUUGAAGAAGAAAAACUGUCCAAAUUAAUCACAUUAAAUUUCGAUUUGGAUUAGUUUUCAAUCUAAUUCACGAACUCAACCCUUAUUUUUUUCAGUCUCAUUCUUCAAACUUGCAAUAAAAAAACACUGGAAAUGAAUUGAAGGAACAUCGUAUAUUUACACAAUUAAAGUUUUUAUUUCUUUAUAGUCAUAAUCUUCAUGUUCACAGUGGUAAGAUAAACACAGCACACAUUCCUAAUUCCUUCAGUAGUAUCUCUCCAUCCUUAGUCUCUUCCAAUCUGUUAAAAUGGGAAACUGCACAGCAUAUUGCGUUUGUGAACAGUCCCUUUUUUCUGCCGUCAUAAGACGCUGGGAAUAAGGAGCCAAGUUCAACCUGCGAAUAAGACGCUGGGAAUAAGGAGCCAAAUUCAGCCUGCAGAUAAGACGCUGGGAAUAAGGAACCAAGUUCAGCCUGCAAAUAAGACGCUGGGAAUAAGGAGCCAAGUUCAGCCUGCAAAUAAGACGCUGCGAAUAAGGAGCCAAGUUCAGCCUGCGGAUAAGACGCUGGAAAUAAGGAGACAAGUUCAGCCCUGCGAAUAAGACGCUGGGAAUAAGGAGCCAAGUUCAACCUGCGAAGAAGACGCUGCGAAUAAGGAGCCAAGUUCAGCCUGCGAAUAAGACGCUGCGAAUAAGGAGCCAAAUUCAACCUGCAGAUAAGACGCUGCGAAUAAGGAGCCAAGUUCAGCCUGCAGAUAAGACGCUGCGAAUAAGGAGCCAAGUUCAGCCCGCGGAUAAGACGCUGGGAAUAAGGAACCAAGUUCAGCCUGCAAAUAAGACGCUGCAAAUAAGGAGCCAAGUUCAGCCUGCGGAUAAGACGCUGGGAAUAAGGAGCCAAGUUCAGCCCUGCAGAUAAGACGCUGGGAAUGAGGAACCAAGUUCAGCCUGCAAAUAAGACGCUGCGAAUAAGGAGCCAAGUUAAGCCCGCGGAUAAGACGCUGGAAAUAAGGCGACAAGUUCAGCACUGCGAAUAAGACGCUGGGAAUAAGGAGCCAAGUUCAGCCUGCAGAUAAGACGCUGCGAAUAAGGAGCAAAGUUCAGCCUGCGGAUAAGACGCUGCGAAUAAGGAGCCAAGUUAAGCCUGCAGAUAAGACGCUGCGAAUAAGGAGCCAAGUUCAGCCCGUGGAUAAGACGCUGGGAAUAAGGAACCAAGUUCAGCCUGCAAAUAAGACGCUGCGAAUAAGGAGCCAAGUUCAGCCUGCGGAUAAGACGCUGGGAAUAAGGAGCCAAGUUCAGCCUGCGAAUAAGACGCUGCGAAUAUGGAGCCAAGUUCAGUCUGCGGAUAAGACGCUGGAAAUAAGGAGACAAGUUCAGCCCUGCGAAUAAGACGCUGGGAAUAAGGAGCCAAGUUCAGCCUGCGAAUAAGACGCUGCGAAUAAGGAGCCAAGUUCAGCCUGCGAAUAAGACGCUGCGAAUAAGGAGCCAAGUUCAGCCUGCAGAUAAGACGCUGCGAAUAAGGAGCCAAGUUCAGCCUGCAGAUAAGACGCUGCGAAUAAGGAGCCAAGUUCAGCCCGCGGAUAAGACGCUGGGAAUAAGGAACCAAGUUCAGCCUGCAAAUAAGAUGCUGCGAAUAAGGAGCCAAGUUCAGCCCUGCAGAUAAGACGCUGGGAAUAAGGAGCCAAGUUCAGCCUGCAAAUAAGACGCUGUGAAUAAGGAGCCAAGUUCAGCCUGCGGAUAAGACUCUGGGAAUAAGGAGCCAAGUUCAGCCUGCAGAUAAGACGCUGCGAAUAAGGAGCCAAGUUCAGCCUGCGGAUAAGACGCUGGGAAUAAGGAGCCAAGUUCAGCCCUGCAGAUAAGACGCUGGGAAUAAUGAACCAAGUUCAGCCUGCAAAUAAGACGCUGCGAAUAAGGAGCCAAGUUCAGCCUGCGGAUAAGACUCUGGGAAUAAGGAGCCAAGUUCAGCCUGCGAAUAAGACGUUGCAAAUAAGGAGCCAAGGUCAGCCUGCGGAUAAGACGCUGGGAAUAAGGAGCCAAGUUCAGCCCUGCGGAUAAGACGCUGGGAAUAAGGAGCCAAGUUCAGCCUGCGAAUAAGACGCUGGGAAUAAGGAGCCAAGUUGAGCCCUGCGGAUAAGACGCUGCGAAUAAGGAGCCAAGUUCAGCCCGCGGAAAAGACGCUGGGAAUAAGGAACCAAGUUCAGCCUGCAAAUAAGACGCUGGGAAUAAGGAGCCAAGUUCUGCCCUGCAGAUAAGACGCUGGGAAUAAGGAGCCAAGUUCAGCCCUGCGGAUAAGACGCUGGGAAUAAGGAGCCAAGUUCAGCCUGCGGAUAAGACGCUGGGAAUAAGGAGCCAAGUUCAGCCUGCGGAUAAGACUCUGGGAAUAAGGAGCCAAGUUCAGCCUGCGGAUAAGACACUGGAAAUAAGGAGACAAGUUCAGCCCUGCGAAUAAGACGCUGGGAAUAAGGAGCCAAGUUCAACCUGCGAAUAAGACGCUGCGAAUGAGGAGCCAAGUUCAGCCUGCGAAUAAGACGCUGCGAAUAAGGAGCCAAAUUCAACCUGCAGAUGAGACGCUGCGAAUAAGGAGCCAAGUUCAGCCUGCAGAUAAGACGCUGCGAAUAAGGAGCCAAGUUCAGCCCGCGGAUAAGACGCUGGGAAUAAGGAACCAAGUUCAGCCUGCGGAUAAGACGCUGGGAAUAAGGAGCCAAGUUCAGCCUGCGGAUAAGACGCUGGGAAUAAGGAGCCAAGUUCAGCCCUGCAGAUAAGACGCUGGGAAUGAGGAACCAAGUUCAGCCUGCAAAUAAGACGCUGCGAAUAAGGAGCCAAGUUAAGCCCGCGGAUAAGACGCUGGAAAUAAGGCGACAAGUUCAGCCCUGCGAAUACGACGCUGGGAAUAAGGAGCCAAGUUCAGCCUGCAGAUAAGACACUGCGAAUAAGGAGCAAAGUUCAGCCUGCGGAUAAGACGCUGCGAAUAAGGAGCCAAGUUAAGCCUGCAGAUAAGACGCUGCGAAUAAGGAGCCAAGUUCAGCCCGUGGAUAAGACGCUGGGAAUAAGGAACCAAGUUCAGCCUGCAAAUAAGACGCUGCGAAUAAGGAACCAAGUUCAGCCUGCGGAUAAGACGCUGGGAAUAAGGAGCCAAGUUCAGCCUGCGAAUAAGACGCUGCGAAUAAGGAGCCAAGUUCAGCCUGCGGAUAAGACGCUGGAAAUAAGGAGACAAGUUCAGCCCUGCGAAUAAGACGCUGGGAAUAAGGAGCCAAGUUCAGCCUGCGAAUAAGACGCUGUGAAUAAGGAGCCAAGUUCAGCCUGCGAAUAAGACGCUGCGAAUAAGGAGCCAAGUUCAGCCUGCAGAUAAGACGCUGCGAAUAAGGAGCCAAGUUCAGCCUGCAGAUAAGACGCUGCGAAUAAGGAGCCAAGUUCAGCCUGCGGAUAAGACGCUGGGAAUAAGGAGCCAAGUUCAGCCCUGCAGAUAAGACGCUGGGAAUGAGGAACCAAGUUCAGCCUGCAAAUAAGACGCUGCGAAUAAGGAGCCAAGUUAAGCCCGCGGAUAAGACGCUGGAAAUAAGGCGACAAGUUCAGCCCUGCGAAUAAGACGCUGGGAAUAAGGAGCCAAGUUCAGCCUGCAGAUAAGACACUGCGAAUAAGGAGCAAAGUUCAGCCUGCGGAUAAGACGCUGCGAAUAAGGAGCCAAGUUAAGCCUGCAGAUAAGACGCUGCGAAUAAGGAGCCAAGUUCAGCCCGUGGAUAAGACGCUGGGAAUAAGGAACCAAGUUCAGCCUGCAAAUAAGACGCUGCGAAUAAGGAGCCAAGUUCAGCCUGCGGAUAAGACGCUGGGAAUAAGGAGCCAAGUUCAGCCUGCGAAUAAGACGCUGCGAAUAAGGAGCCAAGUUCAGCCUGCGGAUAAGACGCUGGAAAUAAGGAGACAAGUUCAGCCCUGCGAAUAAGACGCUGGGAAUAAGGAGCCAAGUUCAGCCUGCGAAUAAGACGCUGCGAAUAAGGAGCCAAGUUCAGCCUGCGAAUAAGACGCUGCGAAUAAGGAGCCAAGUUCAGCCUGCAGAUAAGACGCUGCGAAUAAGGAGCCAAGUUCAGCCUGCAGAUAAGACGCUGCGAAUAAGGAGCUAAGUUCAGCCCGCGGAUAAGACGCUGGGAAUAAGGAACCAAGUUCAGCCUGCAAAUAAGACGCUGCGAAUAAGGAGCCAAGUUCAGCCUGCGGAUAAGACUCUGGGAAUAAGGAGCCAAGUUCAGCCUGCAGAUAAGACGCUGCGAAUAAGGAGCCAAGUUCAGCCUGCGGAUAAGACGCUGGGAAUAAGGAGCCAAGUUCAGCCCUGCAGAUAAGACGCUGGGAAUAAGGAACCAAGUUCAGCCUGCAAAUAAGACGCUGCGAAUAAGGAGCCAAGUUCAGCCUGCGGAUAAGACUCUGGGAAUAAGGAACCAAGUUCAGCCUGCAAAUAAGACGCUGCGAAUAAGGAGCCAAGUUCAGCCCUGCAGAUAAGACGCUGGGAAUAAGGAACCAAGUUCAGCCUGCAAAUAAGACGCUGCGAAUAAGGAGCCAAGUUCAGCCUGCGGAUAAGACUCUGGGAAUAAGGAGCCAAGUUCAGCCUGCGAAUAAGACGUUGCAAAUAAGGAGCCAAGGUCAGCCUGCGGAUAAGACGCUGGGAAUAAGGAGCCAAGUUCAGCCCUGCGGAUAAGACGCUGGGAAUAAGGAGCCAAGUUCAGCCUGCGAAUAAGACGCUGGGAAUAAGGAGCCAAGUUCAGCCUGCAGAUAAGACACUGCGAAUAAGGAGCAAAGUUCAGCCUGCGGAUAAGACGCUGCGAAUAAGGAGCCAAGUUAAGCCUGCAGAUAAGACGCUGCGAAUAAGGAGCCAAGUUCAGCCCGUGGAUAAGACGCUGGGAAUAAGGAACCAAGUUCAGCCUGCAAAUAAGACGCUGCGAAUAAGGAGCCAAGUUCAGCCUGCGGAUAAGACGCUGGGAAUAAGGAGCCAAGUUCAGCCUGCGAAUAAGACGCUGCGAAUAAGGAGCCAAGUUCAGCCUGCGAAUAAGACGCUGGAAAUAAGGAGACAAGUUCAGCCCUGCGAAUAAGACGCUGGGAAUAAGGAGCCAAGUUCAGCCUGCGAAUAAGACGCUGCGAAUAAGGAGCCAAGUUCAGCCUGCGAAUAAGACGCUGCGAAUAAGGAGCCAAGUUCAGCCUGCAGAUAAGACGCUGGGAAUAAGGAGCCAAGUUCAGCCCUGCAGAUAAGACGCUAGGAAUAAGUAGCCAAGUUCAGCCCUGCGGACAAGACGCUGGGAAUAAGGAGCCAAGUUCAGCCUGCAGCCAAACGAAUCAGUCACAUUCCCAUAAAAUCCAUGGAGUGAUCUGGGCAUGCCUGUUUAUCUGGCAUUUGGCUUACUUCCAAAAACCUUCACACAUCUCCCGGGACAUGUGAGAGCACACCUUAAGGAGAGUAUUAGCAUAGCGAAGCAGAAUAUUGACAAGACAGCGAAGGGACACAGAUGUUACAAAAGAUUUACAGAACCUACAAGACUGUGCUUCACUUUGGAUGUUUGAAGUGCCUGCCAAAAAUAAAGGAGCUAUGAAUGACCUGAGGAUUGUGCUUCUCGGGAAAACAGGAGCUGGAAAAAGCAGCUGUGGAAACACAAUACUCAAUGAAGAUGUAGAUGUAUUCCCCACUGGACAUUCAUCUUCCUCAGAAACCCACAAAUGUGAGUCUAGAACAAAGCUCAUCAAUAAAAAGAAAAUAUCAGUGGUUGAUGCACCAGGACUUUGUGUCACAAGUCUUCCUGAAAAAGAAUUAAAGUCUGAAAUACUGCGGUGUAUUGUUGAUAGUGCACCAGUACCACACGCCUUCGUGAUUGUGCUCAGAGUUGAAAGAUACACAGAGCAGGAGAAGGAACUAGUGAACAAAAUAACAGCUGCAUUUGGAGAGGAAGCUUUAAAAUAUGCAGUGGUCCUCUUUACCCAUGGUGAUCAGCUCUCUAAAGACCAGAGGAUUGAAGACUUUGUAAAACAGAGCACAGAGUUACAGGGUCUGGUAGAUAAGUGUGGAGGUCGUGUUCAUGUAAUUGAUAAUAAAUACUGGAAUCAGCAGAAGGAUGAGUACAGAAACAACAGAGUUCAGGUAGAGAAGCUACUGAAGACCAUAGAGGAGAUGGUGAGGAAGAAUGGAGGACAGUACUACAGUAAAGAGAUGCUGCAGGAGGUCAAGAGAGCAAUAGAAGUAGAAUGUGAGAACAUUAUCAGGAAUAACAAUGAAGAGUCACAAGAUGUCAACAAUAAUAUAUUACAACAAGCAAAACAAAGAGUGCAUACAAAACUGUCAAAAAGAUUAGUGGGGGUGACAGUAGGGGCUUUGCUAGGUGCUCUGCUUGGCUUUGGAGCAGCAUUAUAUGUGUCUUAUAAAGCGGCACAGGUAGUGACACCACAAACAGCUGCUAGUGUGUCUAAGCCAGAAGCAAUAGUUGGGUCAGUAGCAGGGGUAGUAGGGGCAGUAGCAGGGGCAGUAGUAGGAGGAUGUGUAGGUUAUAAAGCUGUAGAGGGGGCAGAGACUCUGACUGACGCAAUGAAGAGAUCAGCUAACAUGGUCUGGGAUAACUCUGAAGCAGUGUAUGAAAAGAUUGAACAGCUCAUCAAAAGAUUUCAGAAAGUUGCUGUUAUUGGAAAAACAACUAUUUAAAAAAAGAGGAUAUAAUUAGAUUGUUUUUCCUAAAAAAAGCUUGAAUGUGGCAAACUGGUGUUUAUUAAUACAUUUAAACCACCCAAAGAACCAGUUUAAUGUAAUUUCAUAUCAUCACACCUGUGUAGAAUGCUUUGAUUACUCAAACAGUACUGUGUAGAAAUCAGAACCCAACUAUCAAUUAUUAAAACUGUGAUUAUGUUAUUAAUAUUUCAGCAACAUAAAAAAGCAUAAAGAAAACUUGCAUUUAACAGAAGAUUACACAGAAACCGCAACAGCUAAAUAUAAUAUUGAGUUCUAUAGUGUUUAGUCUGUCCACCUAUUUUUUUAUUAUAGCUUCCAGUCUUUACAGAAAACCAGUGACAUCGGAAUGUGUUCUUCAAUAACUGAAGCAUGUCAUUAUUGUGGUCUGGUAUUGCCCCUUUUUGCUUUUUCCUUUUUUCUUCUGUUCAAUAUUUUUCUACCAGGUUGACCUUCUGAUUUUGGGAUGGCCCAUGCGUCGUUUGCUCAUGCUUCUUGGUCUUUGACUAUGAUGUAUCAUUGAAAAUCCUCAACCAAGGAGCAGCGCCUGGCCAGGGUGCCCCACUCGGGCAACACCGUGCGGCCAUGUCCGUUUCGACCUUUGAUUGCUUCUUGUUGUCUGUUUUAAUGUAUUAAUAGCCUAGUAGGUCAUUAAUUGCCAUCUUUUGGAUAAAUGGAUUUUAAGUUUGGACAUUUGGAUUUAAACUGACUACUAUGGAUUACUGAAGGGUUGCCUUGACAUUUAUAGAUCUUUCUUCUAAGCUAGUUGGCUUUUUAAUUCUGUCUUUGGAAGCUGAGCUCUGUGUACAAUUACUAAUGUUAACCAAGACUUAUAGGUGCUGUAGGGGUGGGUGCUCUUUAUAUGAUAACGUUUUCUCCUGUUUUGCACUCAGUGAGUUAGGGAAGAUGUUUGUAUUUUAUUUUUCUUUUGUUUUGGAUCAGGAAAGGAACCAUCGUGAGGUGGUAGGUUUGAUUUUGUUUGUUGUUUUUGCCUCAGCCCACCCUGAAGCUAUCUAAUCUUUUUCUUGUCAUGUUGAUUUAUAUAUUGUCCAUGUACUAUAAAGAUACUUGGUAUAAUGAAACGUAAAGUAAAACAAAUGAAUAUAAACGUUUUGGCUUUAAUCAAA
Pygocentrus nattereri (red-bellied piranha) is the source of this 7897-nucleotide messenger RNA. Its product is annotated as GTPase IMAP family member 9-like. Bases 5616 to 6749 code for a protein of 377 amino acids. NCBI's taxonomy places the organism in Eukaryota, Metazoa, Chordata, Actinopteri, Characiformes, Serrasalmidae. The record is from RefSeq and is a predicted model, not a curated record. The transcript has 4 exons. Gene Ontology annotation, molecular function: GTP binding.